CAAAGGGGCGUGGCUUGGUGACGUACGGGAAACGUUAAAGCCGACACGAACUGCCGAGCUCAUUACAAAGCUGAAAUAUUGCUUAUGUGACUCGACAACUUACACGUUUUCGUGUUUUUUUCUCGAUUUUUUUUAAAUACAGAAUUUACCGUUGUUGGCUACUUCAGAAGAACAGCCAACAUCCGUUUCUCCUCUCUUUUUUUUCAGCAGAGUGAGCGGAAUACGACAGCGGAAGAACUUGGUCACAGUGCAGCGUUUUUUGGGACUGCUGCAAUGCUGACAGAUAACAGAAAGCGCCACCGAAGCAGUGAUAGUGAGGAAAAUCAACAGCUGAGCCCUCAGGCCAAGAGGUCAGGCAGGGGUCCUUGCCUACUUGUAUCCGAUGUGGACUCUGAGUCGUCAAGCAGUGACAGCAGCAGCGGUGCCUGCAGUACGGACAGACCUAUGGUGGUCACGAGCAGGCCGUGCAUCCACAGCCAGAGCAACCGCAUUCCCCAGUGCUCCCUCAGCACCAAGCCCAAGGACUCGGCGAUCUCGGCACCGCGCGGUUUCCAUGGCGAUGGCAGCACUUUCUCCUACGACUCCAUCAACAAAGUGCUGAGAGAGGCGCACUUCAGCAGUCUACAGACAAGAGGCCGCCCGGGUUCAACAUGACCUGCGAAGUCCGCGACCCCCUUUACACGUCCCCGGUCCAAACGGCUUGGAGGAGGCUUGUAGGGGUUAAAGUGUGGAGACGUUUACAUAUGAUGGGCUGUAAGGCUCAUCCCCACCCCUGCCAUAUACCAUUUGUGAAGACCAUAAGCACAUUUGCCUUUUCAUGGCCCAGCCACUGUGGUUUACUGUGCAGUAUUGAUAUGCGUGUGUGUGCACGCGCCCUGUGCACUUUAUAAAGAGGUAUCAUUCUCUUGACAUGCGUGCAUUGAUGUGUGGACAUGUUCAUUGGUGCUAAUCACAAGAGAAGUGGGAUCCAAAGUGCUUGCAAAGUUAAU
Messenger RNA from Corythoichthys intestinalis (scribbled pipefish), 989 nucleotides. RefSeq lists its product as uncharacterized. NCBI's taxonomy places the organism in Eukaryota, Metazoa, Chordata, Actinopteri, Syngnathiformes, Syngnathidae. The transcript is spliced from 4 exons. The record is from RefSeq and is a predicted model, not a curated record. Bases 274 to 654 code for a protein of 126 amino acids.